GGCGCUCAGCAGUCGUGUGCCUCUCUGGACUGCUUUUCUCUGGCGGCAGGCGUGGGUGAUAGCGUGUGUUGGGAAUCUGGGGCGAUAGGAGGCCGCGAGGCGAGGUUGUUUGGCCGAGGCCGGGCCGUCUCUUAAGGUUUUCGGGGAGGGAAGAGGCCGGAUGAGAGCACAAGUUUGAGGCCGGAAGCUUGAGAUAAUUUCUUUAGUCCUCAUUUGGCCCUUGGGAGGUGGGCACUGUCCUCGUAGUUGAGGCUUCUGUUGAUGAUCGACCACUGGUACUCGCCGCCUGCAGGGGAGUGUCAGUAAUUCUGAAUCAUAAGACUAUUGGUCUUUUCUGUCUUGUUGGUUUCUUAUCGCAGGAAAACCUGCCAUUCUUGAGUUUUUGCAUCGUUUCCUAGCUUGAAUACCCAUUCUCUUAGCAGAUCAUGUUUGCCUUAUCUCAGAAAUGUUUCAGCUCUUUCCAGUUUUCUCCAUAUCCAUUGCAAUCACCUUAAUUCAGACCAUCUUUUGCCUAGACCACCGCAUUAGCUCCCAGCUGGUCUCCUUGCUUCCAUGUUUGUGCCUCUCUAAAUUGAUCUGUUUAAAAUGUAAGUUGGUCACGCCUUCCUUGCUAAAAACCCUUUCCAAGAAUACGGAUUGUUGUAAUGGUUUAAAAAGACCUUACCUGAUUUGGACCUUGCCUAAUCUUGCAAUCUCAUCUUGCAACAAAACCCACUCCCUUGCCCAACACACAGCUGCCGUGCGGCUCCUGGUGUUAUUUCAGUUACUGAACAUCUUCCUACGUGAGGGUUUCCCUUUGUCGGAAUUGCUCUUACCACCAGUCUGAGCAAGGGAAUUCCCCCUCUGCUUAAAUGUUACCUGAGAGAGAUCUUUCCUAACUAUCCUACAUAAUUUUCUUUCUCCUAUUUAUGUCUCAGCCUCUUGUUAUCUUCAUAGCACUAAUCAAAAUGUGGGACUAUUUUGCUUAUUUUCAUUUCUCUUUCUCCUUGAGCAAAGGGAACUUGACUUUUUCAUCAUUCUGUUCAUAGCUUCUAGCACAGUACCUGCCAGACACAGUGUGCACUGAAUAAAUGUGUAGUAUAAUUGAGUAAAUCUCAGACUUUGAUGGACCUGGGGCUCUGGCCAGAGAGCAGCUUCCUUCUCUUUUCUAAACUUGACUCUUAAUAGCUUGCUGCUGGGAGCAGUGGUGAGUUGUAUUAAACUUUUUACCUAUGUAAAUGUGUAAAGUACAUAGCACUUUGGCUCUAAUUUAGCUUAUGACGUGUAAUUUGUAGCUAGAUGUGUAAUUGCACUCUUUCUUUUCAGGAGGUGCAGAAACAUUCUGUGCACACACUUGUGUUCAGGUCAUUGAAGAGGACCCAUGACAUGUUUGUAGCUGAUAAUGGAAAACCCGUGCCUUUGGAUGAAGAGAGUCACAAACGAAAAAUGGCAGUCAAGCUUCGUAAUGAGUAUGGUCCUGUGUUGCAUAUGCCUACUUUAAAAGAAAAUUUUAAAGAGAAGGGCCUUCAGAAUUCAUCAGAUUCAUAUGGUCACAAACAAUAUCCUGACAAUCAAGGGCAAGAAGUUGAAUACUUAGUGACGGGUACACAUCCAUACCCACCAGGACCUGGGGUUGCUUUGACAGCAGAUACUAAGAUUCAGCGAAUGCCAAGUGAAUCAGCUGCGCAAUCUUUAGCUGUGGCAUUACCUUCUCAGGCCAGGGUUGAUGCAAAUCGCACUGCCCCUGGUGGAAGUGAAUACCGACUUCCUGGGGCCUCUGACCGGUCACAGCCUCCAGUGAUGACUUCAGUUAUUAUGGAGGCUGGAAAUGCCAAGAACUCUGCACUGAUGGCCAAAAAAGCCCCUACGAUGCCAAAACCCCAGUGGCACCCACCUUGGAAACUGUACAGGGUCAUCAGUGGGCACCUCGGCUGGGUUCGCUGUAUUGCUGUGGAACCUGGAAAUCAGUGGUUUGUUACUGGAUCUGCCGACAGAACUAUAAAGAUCUGGGACUUGGCUAGUGGCAAAUUAAAACUGUCUUUGACGGGGCAUAUCAGUACAGUGCGUGGUGUGAUCGUAAGCACAAGGAGCCCAUACCUGUUCUCUUGUGGAGAAGACAAACAAGUAAAAUGCUGGGAUCUUGAAUAUAAUAAGGUUAUAAGACACUAUCAUGGACAUCUAAGUGCCGUCUAUGGUUUGGAUUUGCAUCCAACAAUAGAUGUGCUGGUAACCUGUAGUCGAGAUUCAACUGCACGGAUUUGGGACGUAAGAACUAAAGCCAGUGUGCACACUUUAUCUGGACAUACAAAUGCAGUUGCUACAGUGAGAUGUCAAGCUGCAGAACCACAGAUUAUUACUGGAAGCCACGACACUACAAUACGAUUAUGGGACUUGGUGGCUGGAAAAACAAGAGUCACACUAACAAAUCACAAAAAAUCAGUCAGGGCUGUGGUUUUACAUCCAAGACAUUACACAUUUGCAUCGGGUUCUCCAGAUAACAUAAAACAGUGGAAAUUCCCUGAUGGAAGUUUCAUUCAAAAUCUUUCUGGUCAUAAUGCUAUUAUUAACACAUUGACGGUGAAUUCUGAUGGAGUGCUGGUAUCUGGAGCUGAUAAUGGCACUAUGCAUCUUUGGGACUGGAGAACUGGCUAUAAUUUCCAGAGAGUUCAUGCAGCUGUGCAGCCUGGGUCUUUGGAUAGUGAAUCAGGAAUAUUUGCUUGCGCUUUUGAUCAGUCUGAAAGUCGAUUACUAACAGCUGAGGCUGACAAAACCAUUAAAGUGUACAGAGAGGAUGAUACAGCGACAGAAGAAACUCAUCCAGUCAGCUGGAAACCAGAAAUUAUCAAGAGAAAGAGAUUUUAAUGUAGCAUUGUCUUCACGGUGGUUCCGCCUUUUCCCCCCUUACCUUGGCUUGGAUGAGGAUACCCAGUCACUGUGUGCUCUGACUGGGAGUAUAAAGCAGAGACUUACUUGCUCAAAUCAUUGCCGGGUCAUCACAUGUUACAAUAAAUUGCUCCCUGCCCUCCCCCUCCCCCAGUGUUUUUAUUUCUGAAAUAAACCAUUUUUGAUCCUAGGAAGUAAGGUGCAGAUAUCACGCAUAUGCACGUCCAUUGAACAGAACUAUUCUAAAGAUAAAAAGAUUUUUUCAGUUUUGUUAGGAGACUUUUUUUUUAAUUUACAAAACUGAUUAUUAUCAUAGGACAUGUUUUGAGGGGAGCAGAAGUUUAAAAAAAGUUUUUUGAACUGAUAUCUGUGUGGUAAUUUGGGAUUUGAAGAUUUGAAAUCUUAAGUAUGUUUAUUCCAGAAAUAGUUCUUGAGUGCAUGUUCUGCCAAGUUCUGCACUAGAUCCUGUUGAGAAAUAGAUAACGCCUGUCCUCCAAGAUAACCAGUUCGGUAGCUUGUUGUAGACAUGCUGUAACAGAGGUGCGAGUGAAAUCCUGGGGGAGCACAGAAGCAAAAACAAUGAGUUUUUUAUGGGCAGGACUGUGGAGGACUUCACAGGGUAGGUGGCCUUUGAGAUGAGCCUUGCAGUGAAGGAGGGCCGAGAAAGAAAUGAUUAUUCGAAGAUGUGGCAUAAAGGAAUGAAACCAGAGAUGGCAGAGUGUGUUGUGGUGUGUUGUAGAAGCAAAGAGUUGUCUACUCUAGUUGAGUAAUGGAGAAUAAAGCUGACUAGUGGAGGGAAAAAUUUCAGAUUUUGAAUUUUGACUUUAUUCCACAAACAGGAUAUUAAUGUAGGUGUUGAAACUUAGGGAAAAUAACUCUGGAGAUAACGUUGGAGGCAUUUGAAUAUGUAGCAAGGGCUGGACUCUCGUGGAGAUUUUAUAGAAAAGUGUUAUUUAAAUUUCUAAUACUUAUUCUCCAAAUAAAUACUUUAUGCUUGGAAUCCUGAUUCUGCAUCACUCAAGAUUUUCUCACACCUCAUUUUCUGUAGUUAAACAGUUACAAGAGCAGUUUUGAAACUUUCAAAAUUAAGUUGUGCCAUGAUUUUGAAUAAGCAUUUUCAAAUUAUACAUAGCCUAUCUUUCAUGCUGUAGGUGGUAAUAUAUAAUUGUUACAAGUCUUAGCAGUGUAGUUUUAUGGGGUUUAUUGAAAAUGCUCAAGCCUUAGGAGACAGACUUCUAGGUAACUGCCCACUGGGAACAAUCUGGUAAGAGAACACAGAAAGUUCAUUGCACCUUUGUGCUUAAAUAAUUGCAAGUAACCCAAAUGUCCCAUCAACAGAGAUUGGUUUAAUAGAUUAUAGUACCUGCAUACAAUUUAUUUCUGUGUAUUGGUUAAGAGGGUGAGGAGUGUCUGGACUAUUAUGCUUAAUUGUCCAAACUUUACUAUUAUGUAAAAAAAUAGUUGUUCAAGCAUUUUUGUAAAGUAACUUGUUAAUGCUCUAAAAAUACUGGAGAAAUAACGUCAUAUCGUUAUCAGUGGUUUUGUGAGGAAGUGACGUGGAAGAACUUUCAUGAUCUGCUUUAUAUAUUUCUAUAAUGUUUUAAUUUUCUAUAAGCAUGUAUUUUGUAA
This is a messenger RNA of Trichechus manatus latirostris (Florida manatee), 4491 nucleotides long. RefSeq names its product pleiotropic regulator 1 (gene PLRG1). Gene Ontology annotation, biological process: mRNA splicing, via spliceosome. Lineage: Eukaryota; Metazoa; Chordata; Mammalia; Sirenia; Trichechidae. The transcript is spliced from 14 exons. Gene Ontology annotation, cellular component: precatalytic spliceosome; catalytic step 2 spliceosome; Prp19 complex. Gene Ontology annotation, molecular function: protein binding. The coding region runs from base 1279 to 2841 and encodes 520 amino acids. The record is from RefSeq and is a predicted model, not a curated record.